Molecule: messenger RNA, 9498 nt
Organism: Chara braunii
Lineage: Eukaryota; Viridiplantae; Streptophyta; Charophyceae; Charales; Characeae
Source: the annotation of a GenBank genome assembly
UGCCCUUUGACCUCACGAACGCACCAGCCACUUUCCAAAGCCUCAUGGAGAAGGUCCUCCGCGAAUAGAUUGGUCGGUUUGUGGUAGUGUACCUAGAUGAUAUUCUGAUCUUCAGCAAGUCCAUGGAGGAACACCUCGAGCAUCUUGAGGAGGUGCUCGCUAUCCUCAAGAAGACGCAACUCCAUCUCAACUUGGAGAAAUCAGAGUUUGGGAAGGAUAGCGUCAUCUAUCUUGGGCAUCGAUUGUCUGCUGCAGGCCUAGAGCCUGAAGCAACCAAAAUUGAGGUCAUACGCGAUUGGCCUCGGCCUGCGAACAUUCGCGGACUGCGGUCUUUCGUUGGUCUCGCGUUGUAUUAUCGGAAGUUUGUACCCCGUUUUUCUAUCAUUGCUCGUCCAUUGUCGCGACUAACCAGUAAAAAUGUGCCUUAUUCCUGGGAUGCCGCGUGUACGGAAGCUUUUCGAGCUCUCAAGGAAGCCUUGGUAAGUUACACAGUUCUCCGCAUUGCAGAUCUCAAACUGACGUUCGUAGUCACUACGGAUGCAAGUCAGUAUGGAAUCGGUACAGCGCUGCAGCAAGAUGACGGCGACGGCCUACGCCCACUCGAAUAUUACAGCAAACGCAUGCCCAAUGUCAAGGUAGCCACUUCCACUUACAUGUGGGAGCUUUAUGCCUUGCGCAUGGCAUUGGAUCACUGGAAGCACUACCUUUUGGGACGCCAUUUCAAGGUCGUCUCAUACCAUGAGACCCUGAAGUGGAUCAAACAGCAAACUACCCUGUCCCCUACCUUGCUUCGCUGGUUCCACGAGAUUGACAUUUUUGAUUUUGAAUUAAGGCAUAAGAAAGAUCUAGGGAUUCGUGAAUUCCAACAGAAAUACAUUCUGCAAUUCGGAACCCCGAAGACUCUUGUGAGCGAUCGGGAUCCGCGUUUCAUUAGCACUGAAUGGAAGGAUUUCACGUCUCACCUGGGAAUCAAACUGUGCAUGACAUCUGGCCGACACCCCGAAGCCAACGGUUUGGCUGAGGAGAUCAACCAGACGGUAUUUCAACUUCUCCGCGCGUUGAUUAUUCCGGACCAGGAGACAUGGGAUGAGGAGUUGUAUUCUGUUAAGGGGUUGUACAACAACUCCAUUCAUUCUGCCACCGCCAUGACACCCAACAGGUUGCAUUACGGUUGGCAGAUUCGUAAUCCGCUCGCCUACUUAUUCCCCGAGCAGCCAGCUGGCUUAACACCUGGCAGGCCCGGCUUCAAGGCUAAGUAUGAUCGCUUGCUCAAAGUUGCUAUUGCAGCUAUGACCAAGCGACAACGUGCCAUGAUCCACCAUGCGAACAAAAAGUGCCGACCAUCGGAGAUCCAGGUAGGAAGCUAUGUCUGGGUGAAGAUGUCUGAAUUCUUAGAGGAGGAGGGAGUCUCACGCAAACUCCUCCCACUUUACUACGGGCCUUGGGAAGUUUUGGAUGUAAUUGGGGAAGAUCACUUUGGCCCUUCAUACGUUGUAGACGUGCCAGCUCACCUGUGCGCAUAUCCCGCGCAUUUGGUACUGCUCCACCUUGUCCAGGCUUCCUUCCUCUAUUCCUUUAUCAAUGGUGGCCUAGGUCCAGGAGAGGAGAGGAGGCUACGAAGGGAAGCUAGGGAGAGGGCAGCGGCGAGGAGGAAUAGGGACGCAGCAGCCAGCUUAGCGGCUGCGAUGGCUACCGUCUCUUCGACAUCGCAGUCCACCUCCCAGUCUUCUUCGUCAGGGGCUGGACAGGGUGGAUCGGGUGCAGUUAGUCAAUCUAUUGGCUUGCAAGUCAACCAACAGGCUCUACUCACACCUGAGGACAUAGAAAUCCAAAAAGUGGAAGAACUUCAGGAUGAGUUACGGUGGCAGUUGGACGAAGCAUCAGAGAGGAGAAGAAAAGCAAUCAUGAGGAAGGCCAGAUUAGAGAGUAGGAUGGAGGCACUAGGCAGACUAGAGGACCUAGAUGAGGCGACAUUAGAGCCUGCUGGACGCGUGCUGCGUAAUGCUGUCCUAUCUAUAGCAGAAGCGCAAACAGUUCAACAGGAACUGUUGACUGAUCUAGUGGCAGGCCAGAAACGAAUUCUGGAUGCACUCCAAGCUCCUCGUCCAGUGAUGAGGCAGCCACAGUUUGUUGUAGUUCCCCCUGCAGGCGCGGGUCCUUCAACGAUGCCGCGACCCACGGGACAAUCCUUUUCUCCUAUGUUUGACAUGCCCCCUCCUUGUGGUGUAGGAGUAGUUAGUGGUCCGGUUCAAAGAGUCUCAGCCGUACCAUCUACAACAGUGGUCACCACAGUCCCAUUGUCAAGCCAGGCCCAGUUCCUUCUCCUCCUCCUUGAGGACCCCUUUGUCGUCGUUCUGCAUAGUGUGGUUCUGGUGGGACCAUCUCAUGUGGCGAAGGUGCUGGCCAGCCAGGUAAUUGUGUACAGGCAGCCAAGGUAUCAGAGACAUCACUACUCUGCACAACGGAAAUGGAAUCCAUUUUGCAGCUGGAGUAACAAAGGACUCGAUGAUGUGGAUAACCAGAAGCAGCGACAGGAGCAGGGACGGUCUGGCAAACAUAGCUUGCCCAAAAAAAUGCCUGAAUGGCUAGCUGAGCGAGAACGAAAUGGGCCGAUUCAGGGAAUUCAAAUGGAACAUGUUGUGGUACAACUGAAUUCGUCCAGGUUUGUGGAGAGGAUGAUUCUAUCUUUGAGCCAGCGAGCAAUCGAACAAUUGCCCUGCGUGUCGGAUAUGGCAUUGGCAUGUGCGUUGUCGAUGAAAGUAGCAGAUGCAACAAUAACCAGGUCAGGCGGAAGCACCGAUCUUCAAACAUUGCCUAACAGGGUGUCAAGGAGCAAUGACAAAGAUCUCCAGUAUGAGUCUAGUCCUGAUAAACAGGGAAAUAGACAUGUAGAUUUGGUGAACCAGCCAGGUGACAAGAAGCGGUCAUGGGGGAAAGUGAAGAGAAGGAGAAGGGGGCAUGCUGUGGACCCGUUUUCAGGGAAGGAGGAACAGAAGGGGUCAGAGGAAUUUGUGGGUUGGAGGAUUAUUUGCCUUCUUGUUCAGGUUGCACACUGUUUUACGCUUGGUGCGUUGGCUGCGGUGGUCGCCUUGGUACAAGCAAGCAUUUGGAUCGUGUUAACGAUGUUGCUCCCGGUUGCAGGGCUGUUGGGGGAGUGGAGUGACACAUGGCAUGCUGUGGUGCACCGGCAUGCAGAACUGAGCCUCGGUAGCAUGGCACUGAAGAGUUGCUUAGAGAGGCAGCUGUUGGAGGCCUAUUGCCUGCUUGGUUCAAGUUCUAAAGGAGGCAGAGACAGGAAGGCGGAGGCCAGGAUAAAGAGGGAGGCUUGGGAUGUAAGGGAAGCACAUAUGUCCGCUUUGCGGAAUCAUGGUCUGCAAGCCGAAAUGCUUGCGGAUAUGGUUUUGGGUAUGGUGGCUGGCAUCCUAUUGAGGUGGCAGAAGGAUGUGGUAUGUCAAUUGCUAAUGGGCAUGGGUUCCGAUGUGUCGACGGGUCUGAUGAAGACUGGGAUGGUAUGGCUUAUGGGAGUCCCAGCAGGAUUCAAACUUAAUAAUGAGCUUGCCAACUGCACCGGUCGAGUUUCACUCUAUCUUAUUCACGGGUGGGCAACACUGUGCUCGUCUCUAGUGGUCCCAGUAUUGCCGAUGAUAUUGGAUGUAGUUGCUGUUGCAGGCUUAUCAGGGCUGUCUGUGCUGCUGUCGCUGCUUGGUGACCUGCUUGCUCUGGCUACCUGCCACAUGGCUCUUCUCUAUGGUGCAAUGGCUGUGGUCUACACUCCUCAGCUGCAAGCAGCAGGGGCACUCUGGCGUAUGUUCAGAGGCCAAAAGAGAAACCCAUUACGACAUCGGGUCGACUCUUACGAGUGUUCAGUGGAGCAAUCCCUUGUCGGAUGCCUGAUGUUUACUCCUUUGCUGCUAUUGCUUCCCACAACAUCUAUUUUCUACAUUUUCUUUACAGUCACAUAUGGUGCAGUCUUGGCAAUUCGUGGAGGGCUAAGGGUUGUCCUUGCUUUACUUCGUGGUUUCCCAUUCUUUGCUGCGGGUGUCUGGCUUCUUCUAGGAAGGGGAUGGUUCCCGAGCGGAAUGUGGUUCAAGGUUUUGGAACUUGAACGGGAGUUGGUUGCAUCAGGCCUGAGCCGUAAGCGUGUUCAUGUCUCUGACCGUGUGGCUGCUGAGAAGAUGGUUUACCCCAACAGCUACUUGGAGAACGUGGAGAUACAGGGGAAUAGUGUUUUCCAGGGGAAAGCAUUGCAGGCCAAGGGUAAAGUUCCGCUGGAGCAUUCAGAAUCACUGGGGACGAGGGUCUUACGGAGCAGAGAGGGAAAUGGACCCAAAUCACGUAUGGGUGAGAGUGGGGAUGGUGGCACUAGAAAUUGUUGUCACAUAUACGAUGGAAAAGAUCAGGACAGAGAGAGUAGGACGGAGCGGGACUGGAGGGAUCAGGACAAAACAGUCAGAAGCUCUGGAGUAGAGGAAGGAGGUAUGGCAACACACAAGGAAAUGUGUUGCAUGGAUGGCGUGAGUAUGGGAGAUGAUUGUGAAACCAUGAAGGGAUGCGAGCCUGAGCGGAGACAGAAAUCGAAGGCGUUUGCCAGAGCGGCUUUUGAGAAUGACUGCCCGAGACCCAGUGAUUCAGGGAUGGAGACAGAAAAUCGGAAAUACAUACAGCAGUGUGUAGCGAGGGAAGCAAUUUAUAUUGUCGUCAACUGUAAUGGAGCCUCUUUGGUGCCACGUCAGCCACAGUGCCACGUCAGCAGUGCCACGUCAGCCACGGUGCCACAUCAGCAGUGCCACGUCAGCCACAGUGCCACAUCGGCAGUGCCACGUCAGCCACAGUGCCACAUCAGCAGUGCCGCGUUAGCAUUGCCACGUCAGCCACAGUGCCACGUCAGCAUGACGGGUCCAGCUCUGGGCCUGCCAGGCCAACUGGCCAAUGAGUCCAUUGCCGACUACAAACAGCGCUUCCAGGCUCAGCUCGUUUUCAUCGAGGCUGAGGAACAACGCCAGCUGGCAGCGGAGGCUGCCCGCCUACAGGCUGAAGCAGCGGCAACAGCAGAGAAGCUGCGGCUACAGGCCGAAGCAGACGCAGAUGCCCAGGCUCGCCGCAAGGAAGCCCAGGAUCUGCUGCAGCGGCAUGAAGCCAACAACAUCGAAAGACUCAAGUUCUGGCACUUUGAACCGAACGGCGACGACGCAACACCGGAAGAGCAGCAUAAGGAGUUCCUCUCCAAACUCGUAACACGGUUGUUGUAUGCUUGCAACUACCAACGGUCCGAGUUAGAGAGACAGAACCAGGAACUGCAGCAACAGUACCAGGAUCUGAAGACACAGCACCAGGAGUUGGCGAACCUCCGCCGGAUAGUGCAGAGCCACGAGGAUGCAACACGGGCACUCAAUUCCCGUGUACUGGACCUGGAACAGGCUGUACCAGGACCAGAUGCUGGGGCUUCCAGCAGUGCACCCUCUAGCCGCCAACUGGAGGAACGCGUUGACCACGUAGUGGCAAUGCUCGGCGACAUCAGCAGCCAGCUGGACACGUUGAAGACCGAGGUCCAGCAAAUGCAGUCGACGAACUCGGAUGGCAAUCCAAAGCUGUACAAGAUGCCAACUUUCCAACUGGAGAAGUUCGACGACUACACACAUCAGGAUCUGGUCCUCUGGUGGGAAGCGUUCACGACGCAACUUCGGAUUCUGCCUCCACCCACGGCGAAGACGUCACAAAUCUCGCAACUACAUCAAGGCGACACAGCAACAUGUGGCUGGCUCACAGAAUGGCAGAAGAUCGCGGCAGUGCCCGAUUUGGACUUACCAUUCACGUAUCUACGCCGUGAGUUCUACAACAGGUCAUGCGCUGCGCUGAGCCAGGCACUUGGUGAUCGCGAGCAGUAUGCAACUUUCGCCGAAAUCAUCGACAAGGAGAGGGAGAUCAUCAAGACCAACAGGGCAGCUGCACACGAGAGGUCAACGUGGCAGCCGACCUAUGUGGAGAAGGUAAAGACUGGUCCGCGACCGCAGCACUUCGCUGCAGUCCAAUCGGACAGUGGAGAAGACCCAGCAGCCACCCCAGCAUCACGUGACGAAGAUCAGGUGGCUGCUGUCCAGCCGCGAAGCAACAACAAGUCCCGGAACAAUGGGAAGGCGAAACCAGCAUCGCAGGCCGGAAAUGGACAGCCAGCACCAUGGGUCAAGUUUAGCUUGACCGAGGCGGAGUACAAGUACCGCGGCCGCUACGGCUGCUGCUACUGUUUCGCGGGAGGUGAGGCGACUUCACCUUCCACUCCGCCAGAUUCGGCCGCCUUGCUAGCGGCCUCCAACACAUCUGGGGAGGAUGCACCUUCCACUGCGCCAGAUUCGGCCGCCUUGCUAGCGGCCUCCAACACAUCUGGGGAGGAUGCGAAUGUCGUAAGUUCUCGGUACACUUACGAGGACUAUGCUGUCCACUUGGUUCCACCACUGGACCAACCGCUCCACGUGCAACAAUCAACCGCAUGCACGGUUUCAUCACCAUCGGCAAGCGAUUCGGCAGCUUCGCCGCCAUCUAUCGCCGGGGAUUCGUCGUCAUGGUCAAGACUUGAAGAGCCCGACCCAUUGACGUUCGCGCACUUCCAAUGGAUGCCUGUUCCCUCGACCAGACGAUUGCCGAAACCGCAUUGCAAUGUGCUCAUGGCACAACUGCGGGAUUACUUGCACACUGCAGUACCAACUCCGUUGAUGGACGCCGGAGUAGAGGUUGUCGAUCUUCUCGCCUACAUUGCGAAGAUCGACCGCAAGUUCAAGACGCAAUGGUACGACGACAUCGACGCACCAUUGCUAUAUGUACGCAUUCAGAUCGGAGAGGCGACCUGCAGCGCUUUGAUCGAUUGCGGAGCAUCUCGCAACUACAUGAGUCAGGACUUCAUGGUACGCGCCGGCCUUGGCCCACGAGUCCGAAGGAAGUCCCAGCCCACGCAAGUCACGUUGGCGGACGGUCACAUGCACAAGUCAAUCGACCGAUGCAUUAAUGACGUCCCAGUGUACUUUGCCCCUCACGCAAGUGAGGCGGUGUCCUUUGACAUUCUGGACACCAAAUUUGACAUGAUCUUGGGCAUGUCAUGGCUGCGAAGCGAGGAUCACCCGGUGAACUUCUACCGCCGCACCGUUCACGUUCGUGAUCGGAACGAAAUAAUAGUCCCAUGCACGGUGCCUCUUCCUCAUCCUUGGAUCAGCUGCCACGUGGUAUCUGCCGCAAGCAUGCAAGCUUCCAUCAUCAGAGACGACAUCGAGGAGAUGGGGGUGUGUUUUCUCCACGCCCUCCCGCCCCAUGACGCUUCAUCGACGGACUCAUCUUCGGAUCCACGCAUCACCGAACUUCUCGACGCCUACAGCGACGUGUUCGAAGGCCCGCACGGAGUAGUACCAGAUCGGCCCAUCCACCACGAGAUCAUCCUCGAGGACGGCGCCGUACCUCCGCGCAGUUGCAUCUACCGAAUGAGCGAGGAAGAGUUAAGUGUGCUUCGGGCACAACUCGACGACCUUCUGGAGAAAGGCUGGAUUCGGCCUAGCUCAUCGCCAUACGGUGCUCCUGUUCUCUUCACGAUCAGAAACGUCGGCCCUCUCCCACGCAUCGACGAUCUUCUCGAGCGACUGGGCGGCGCCAAGUUCUUCUCCAAGCUCGAUCUCAAGUCGGGAUAUCACCAGCUCGAGAUUCGGCAGGAGGAUCGCUACUACACCGCGUUUAAGACGCGAUAUGGGCAUUUGGAAUGGCUGGUUAUGCCAUUUGGCCUUACGAAUGCCCCGGCCACCUUCCAAGCGGCUAUAACAACGGAGUUCCGACAAUACGUACUUAUCUACCUCGACGACAUCCUGGUGUACAGCCGGAGUUUGGACGAGCAUGUGGAACAACUGCGCACCGUUUUGGAGUGGCUACGACAAGGCAAGUACAAAGCCAACCGCGACAAGUGCGAAUCCCCGCGGCAGGAGCUGGUGUACUUGGGACAUUAUGUGACGCCGCAAGGCAUCCGUCUGCUUGCGGACAAGAUCGAGGCCCUACGAGUAUGGCCCGAGCCCACCAACACCACGGACGUUCGUUCAUUCAUGGGAUUGGCGGGCUACUAUCAGCGAUUCAUCAUCGGAUACUCACGGAUUGCNGUAUGGCCCGAGCCCACCAACACCACGGACGUUCGUUCAUUCAUGGGAUUGGCGGGCUACUAUCAGCGAUUCAUCAUCGGAUACUCACGGAUUGCUGCACCUUUGACGCGAUUACAAUCGCCAAAGGUGCCAUUCGUAUUCGAUGACGACGCACGCUGGUCAUUCCAAACACUUAAGACGGCCAUGCUCAUGGCACCCGUCCUGACCCCACCUUGCCGACGAGAGACUCGCCCAAGCACCGUGUCUUCAGGACUCACGGGCGCAAGUGAGGAAGAGCUCUUCGCUCGUCCUGAAGAUGUAACGGCCUACUGGCUCUUCGGGCGGAGUGUUUCAGCAGCUACACACAUUGAACCGAAUGCGGAAGAUUCCGAACGGGGGAGCGACUAUGAAUCUCUAGAUGUUAUUUGCAAAGAGGAAGCGGAAGAUGCUGAUGACAUGGAGAUUCGACCCUUGCCUGUGCGUGGUAGAGGAAGGGGUGGAGGCGUGCAUCAAGAGAAGGCUGUUUCCAGUGGUGGUCGCCGGUCGAAGGGUCCUACAGGCGAGAAGGGUGGGAAGCAUCCGUCUUGGAGUGUUGAGGAGAUGCUCAAGCUUGCCCGGGCGAAGAGGGACCAGCAAACUCAUUUUGAGGGCAUGCCACACAACUACAAACGAAUACGCAACAGGGAAUGGAAGUUGCAGGACCUGCAAAAGCAUUUGCUGGACGUGGGGUUGAACAGGACGAUUGACGACAUCGACAAGAAGUGGGACAACCUCUUCCAGCAGUACAAGAAAGUGCAACGACGCCAUGUGAGGGGCAAGACCAUCUACCCGGACAACGUCGUCGACACAAGCACACAUGGAGGACUGCGGAUGCCUCGUUCCCCAUCCAUUGUUGGAGAAUCCGCUACCGGGGGUGAUGGGGGUGAUGGGAACGACGACAAAGAAGGGUCGGCCCGGGAGUCCGACUACAGUGCAGGCAGCACGGAAGGGAACUGCAAGAGGAAGAACGUGCGCCAGCAGACAUUCGACGCCAUCGUUGAAGUUAUGGGGAGACACGUCGCAUUGAUGGCUGACACCGUCGAGGGGGCCAGCAAGCGACAAUGUUCCAUUCUGGAGCGGUUGUGCGACAUACUUGAGCGUGAGGUUGAUGCCCAAGGGCGACACUACGAGGCGUCCGAUGAGGCGAACAGGUUGAUGUGCACCUCAUUGCUGGAGAUCAUAAAAGCCAUUAGGGACAGCGUCGUCCUUCGUCAUGCGACGAUUUCAUUGUGGUCGCCAGCGAAGCGCAUGUGCGAUCUGACGACAGACCUAGCUGUUUAUGUGCUGCAUGUGGUGUAUAAUGGAAGCCAUUUCUAGAAUGGCACCUUUUGUUUAUGAAUAAAAACAACAUCCACGU